CGGACGUAAUCCUGACGACGAGCCGACUUUGGGUGGCACAUGCGCACAACUUGAAUGCCGCUUACUGAAUCGUGUACUGCAUCUACUUUUUUUGUGUUUUACAUUAUUAUUAUUUUUUAUUUAUUUAAUCGUUUGCACGUGACACCUGUAACUGCAUCCUGAUUCUUGUAAGGUCACGCAAUCCAUGACGGCGUUGUUGCGCCAUGAAUGCCGUGUCAUUGAAAGAGGCACUGCUGCUGACCAGCUUGGUUGUGGUGUGCUACUGGAACAGCCUCUCAUGUGGCUUCGUGUUUGACGACGUCUCGGCCAUCCUCGACAACAAGGACCUACGGCCCACCACGCCGUUGAGGAGCCUCUUCCUCAACGACUUCUGGGGUACGCCCAUGGCUGAGGAGCGCAGCCACAAGUCCUAUCGGCCGCUGACGGUGCUCACCUUUCGCCUCAACUACCUGCUAAGCGAGCUGAGCCCGGCCUCCUACCAUCUCCUCAAUGUGGCCCUACAUGCCGUUGCCUGCUUGCUUUUCCUGCGCGUGUGCCGCCUUUUCCUAGACCGUACCUCUGGCCUGGUGGCGGCGCUGCUCUUCGCCGUCCACCCCAUCCACACGGAAGCCGUGACUGGUGUGGUCGGCAGAGCUGAACUCCUGUCAUCAAUCUUCCUCCUGGCUGCAUUCCUGGCCUAUACCAAAUCAACAGGCGCUGACCACUCCAUAGUGUGGGCUCCCAUUGCUGUGACUGUCGUACUGGUGGCGGCAGCGACGUUGUGCAAAGAGCAAGGAAUCACUGUGGUUGGUGUCUGCUGCGUCUAUGAGGUGUUUGUGGCGCAAGGGUUCACCUUACCCAUGUUGCUGGACACGCUGCGGCAGGCUUUGCGGGGCAAGGGCGCCUUCCCGUACGCUGUCCUCCAGAUGCUGCUGAAGCUCAUCGUGCUGGUCAUCAGCACGCUGCUACUCGUCAUCGUGCGCGUCCAGGUCAUCCAGUCGCAGCUGCCCGUCUUCACCAGAUUCGACAACCCGGCGGCUGUCAGCCCGACGCCAACCCGCCAGCUGACCUUCAACUACCUGCUGCCUGUCAACGCCUGGCUGCUGCUCAACCCGUCAGAGUUGUGCUGUGACUGGACCAUGGGCACCAUCCCCUUGGUGGAGUCUGCCCUGGACCAGCGCAACUUGGCCACGCUACUCUUCUACGUCCUUCUGGGCCUGCUGGCGUACCACAGCAUUACCUGCUCACGCAGCUCCUCCAAGACGGUAGUCAUGGCCUUGUCUCUGAUCGUCCUGCCCUUCAUUCCCGCGUCCAACCUGUUCUUCCCGGUGGGGUUCGUUGUGGCUGAGCGGGUCCUGUACGUACCCAGCAUGGGAUUUUGCGUGCUGGUCGCGCACGGAUUCAAGGUGGUCUCGCACAAAGGGUACCUGAGGAAGAUUUCCUGGCUGAUGAUUGCCGUGCUGCUGACCACACACGCCAUCAAGACCUUCAACAGGAAUUGGGACUGGGAGUCAGAAUAUACGUUGUUCAUGUCUGCUCUGAAGGUAAACAAGAACAACGCCAAGCUGUGGAACAAUGUGGGCCAUGCGCUGGAAAACCAGAACAAUUACGCCAGAGCGCUGCAGUAUUUUCUGCAGGCCACCUCUGUGCAGCCAGAUGAUAUCGGCGCCCACAUGAAUGUUGGGAGAACCUACAAGAACAUGAACAAAUCCAAAGAGGCCGAAGAUGCCUAUUUAGUUGCAAAGUCCCUUAUGCCACAGAUUAUUCCCGGUAAAAAGUAUGCUACGCGCGUAGCCCCCAACCAUCUCAACGUGUACAUCAAUUUAGCCAAUCUAAUCCGCGCCAAUGAGUCCCGGCUGGAGGAAGCUGACCAGCUUUAUCGACAAGCCAUCAGCAUGAGGCCUGACUUCAAGCAGGCGUACAUCAGCAGAGGGGAGCUGCUGUUGAAAAUGAACAAGCUGACUGAGGCACGCGACGCUUACCUGCGCGCCCUGGAGCUAGACCGCGCCAAUGCCGACCUGUGGUACAACCUGGCCAUUGUACACAUCGAGAUGAAGGAGCCGUCAGAGGCACUGCGCAACUUUGAGCAGGCGCUGCAGCUCAGUCCGCGUCACAAACUGGCGCUUUUUAACUCAGCCCUCCUCAUGCAGGAGUCAGGUGAGCCCAAGUUCUGGCCCGAGGCCAACCGCCGCUUCCUGGCCUACGUGGAGGAGGAGCCGGAUGACGCAAACGGCUACUUCAACCUUGGCAUGCUGGCCAUGGACGCGGAGGAUAACGCGGUGGCCGAGCGCUGGAUGCACAAGGCCAUCGCGCUACAGUCGGGCUUCCGCUCGGCGCUUUUCAAUCUGGCACUGCUCUACUCGCAGUCGCGCCGCGAGCUUGACGCGUUGCCCGUGCUGGACGAGCUGCUGCGCCACCACCCGGAGCACAUCAAGGGCCUCAUCCUCAAGGGCGAUAUCCUCAUGAAUCACAAAAAGGACACAGCUGGCGCCAAGAGCUGCUUCCAGCGCAUUCUGCAGAUGGACCCGGGCAACGUGCAGGGCAAGCACAACCUGUGCGUGGUCUACUUCGAGGAGCGGGACCUGCCCCGGGCCGAGCGAUGCCUGGAAGAGACGCUGGCGCUGGCACCGCAUGAGGAGUAUGUGCGACGCCAUCUUAACAUUGUCAGGGGUAAGAUGGCGGCCAUGAGCGCGGCCGGGCAGUCUCUAGUGGAGGAGGAGAAGCCGGCAACCGGGGAGGAGGAAAGGCGGAGUCCCCGCGGCAAGAAGAAUGCGAGGAAAUCCUCCGCUGAAACCGACCGAUCGGAGCUGGAUGCCGGCCAGCCCGACAGACGGACUGCGGCCAAGUCCGUCGACCACGAGAGUGAUAUCGAGCAGAAGCGCGCCGCUGCCUUGAAGAGGCUGGAGGAGAUUGAGCGCAUUUUAAGCGGUGAUUGACCACAAUCUCUUUUUUUCGCUUUUUUUUUUUUCUUCUUUAGAGCCGCGACUAUUUUUCACAGAACUUUUUCUAUAAGACUUUUUUUCUCCUAAUUAUUCCCCUUUUUUAUUUUUCAGAUACAGUAAAAUCCCGUUAGUCGCGGGAGAAAGGGACUGAGUCCUGCCGUGAAAAGCGAAAACUGCAAGUAAUUGACAUCCCUGUCCCCAAAUCAUGACAAGUGCAUAUAUUAAUCGUUUUAACCAUAAAUAUGCCACAAGCUAUGAUGCCACAAGACUUAAAAUACCAUUUUAAACUCAUCUUUUGAAACUCACAUUACCCUUAAUAAUAAAUGAUUUAAAAAAAUUGCAACAGAAGUGCAUGUGUCCAUGCACAUGCGGUGAAGACUCUUCGUUACUUUCGACAUAGGCUAAACUUAGCUCCUUCCUGAUAUAUAUCCUAGUUUCUCAGUCAAGAUCUUAUCACUUGAACAUACUUCCUUUACACCAACUACUACUUUCCUAUCAGUCAAGACUUGGGAGCCUUGUGACAUGUUCGAGUGCAAAAUGAUGAGUUUUCAGCAAUGAGCUGUUGAUGGGUUCCACAGAAAAAAAUGGGAAUAGGUCAAUUUGUGAGUAGCCAACUGCAAAUAGAGAAGGGUUCAAUUGAAUCAAAAAGGAAAACUUGAACCAUGUCAAGUAAAAGCACAGAUUGAUGCUUUUGCAUCUAUUUGAGGGCCAUUUUGUGAGGAAAUGCAUGGAAUGUGUGCACACAACUACUAAAGCUGGGGUGCAGCUCUUACUUCCAUACAUAUAGCCCAUAGGUGGCACCUGUAGCUCUCGUCAAGGUGGGACCUUCGUCACACAUGACCUUGGUGCUGACUUUAUUACUUUUGUUUCAUUGCAAGUCAUUAAACUUCACUGCCAUGCUUCGCCCACAUGCAGAGAUGAAACAUUUUUUGUCCAUCUCUUUAGUAUGUGGUUCAAAUUAAGUAGCAGACAAAACCUCUUGGACAAGUUCCCUUGGAAAUGGCCUCUUCAAACCACAAUGACAAGCGUCCUGCAUGUUUUCGGGUAUUGUGUUGAGGCUUUUUGGUGGUCCUAUUAAUUUAAUGAUAGACACGCCUACCAAAUGUCAUAUUGCUAAAUGGAAUUGGUUUUGUGGUUUGAAUUUUCAAAAACGUCUGGAGUACACUACUGAACCAACAGUGAAUCUUGAAACUUUGCUGCCAUGCUCCACCCACAAGCAAUGUUGAAAACUCACUCUUUACAACUUGGCAUUGUCCAGCUGUCUAGUAUAAAUUUGGCAGCUAUCAACCUAAACCUCUCGGGCAAAUUUGUUUGUGAAGGACCACAAAAACAUUAUUGAAAACAAUCUAAAAAGGCUGCUUCAAAACCAAAAUGCAAAAAAAAUAGUCUUUUUGGGCAUGGCCUCUUGAGUCCUUUCUGUGUUCGUGCUCAGUUAAACUUGCUUUUGGGGGGAGGGGGUGGGGGGAAUUUUCCAAACGUUCUGGGAUCGCUCCUUGAAAUGGACAAAUUUGCUCCUUGCUGCAACAUGUUUGCGUAAAGGUGUCAGCGUUAGGUGGUAAAGAAGAAGCACAAGUUGGUCGUUAACCACUAGAUGUUGUUUUGUAGCCGUGUGACCCACUUUCUCCACACGCACACACAGGCACACACUAAGUGGGAGCACAAUUACAGGAAGUGACCACGAGGAUGAUGACGAUGAAGGCCUCCCCCUGAAUUGGAGCAAAACAUCCUCCGUCUUAUCACUCCCCGCUAAUCUGUAUUGAUCUCCUCCCGCCCCGUUUCCUGCCUUCCCGUCGUUGCCAUUACCGCUAUUGUUGCUGCCCGUGCUAGGCUAACACGCUAAUGUGACGGCCAUGUCACCCACCUCCCCCACACCCUACAGUGCAAUUAAUUGUAAAAUAAACAAAUACAAAUGUAUAUGCGACACUGCUGGUUAAUUAACAGCCCUAAAAGUGUUCCAAGAUUGUAUAUCCAUUUAUUUAUUUUUGUUUUUGUAUGCAAACUGUGACUACACUCGUUAUCCCCCCACUCCGACCCCUGCUUUCACUUGUGCAAAAUGACUGUCCGUGUUAAAACAGAAGGGACAUUUUUUUCCCCAUUGUUUUAUGUCUGCAGAGUGACUCAAUUUUAUUUCUUAUUUUUCAUGUUUUAUUUUUGUGGUGGAGGUGUUGGUAGUGGUUAAAUAAAAUGGGAUGACAACUCGA
Messenger RNA from Phyllopteryx taeniolatus (common seadragon), 5122 nucleotides. RefSeq names its product transmembrane O-mannosyltransferase targeting cadherins 3 (gene tmtc3). Lineage: Eukaryota; Metazoa; Chordata; Actinopteri; Syngnathiformes; Syngnathidae. The record is from RefSeq and is a predicted model, not a curated record. Gene Ontology annotation, cellular component: endoplasmic reticulum. The transcript has 14 exons. Gene Ontology annotation, biological process: protein O-linked glycosylation via mannose. Bases 204 to 2915 code for a protein of 903 amino acids. Gene Ontology annotation, molecular function: mannosyltransferase activity; protein binding.